UCAACCUGGUCAGUGCAUUGAUCCUUUUCUUUUUCAGAUAGUUUUGUUGUUUGACCCAAUUCAAUCAAUCUACUUAUAUGUCAGUAAAUGGGUCAAAAUUUCGGGUUUUACUAAUAGAUAUCGUGAUGUGUCUAAGGUCUUAAGGACUGUUCAAGCUGAUGGUAUUCGUGGGCUUUCAAAGGUUGAGUGUAAAGCUUAUGUUCCUCCAGCUGGUUCGGGUUUUAUCUCUGGUUUUUCAUCUAUCUCGCGUAGACCUUCAAAGGAUAUGAAUUUCCCAUAUCAGUCUAGUUCAUUUGGGCCAAGCUCUUAUCUAUCCGUACAAGCCAGAUUUGUUGAAGAGUAUACAAUGUCUCAGAUCAUUUUACAGGCAGUUACAAAUGGAGGAGCCACCGGAAUGUUGGUGGUUAAUGGUGCAAGUCAUGUUGCAUAUGGCUCAAGAGGGACUGGGGUUCCAGCAAUAAUUGCUAGAAAGAUGCAAAAGAAAAAUCUAAUAGUUAUAUUGCUUGAUCCCGAAAGACAAUAUAUUCGUCGGGAGGGUGAAGUUCCCGUUGCUGAUUUCUUAUGGUAUUCUGCUGCCAGACCGUGCACAAGAAAUUGCUUUGACCGGGCUGAAAUUGCUCGAGUUAUGAAUGCAGCUGGCAGAAGGCGAGAUGCUUUGCCACAGGAUAUCCAAAAAGCACUGGAUCUUGGUCUAGUAUCUCCGAAAGUAUUGCAAGCAAGAGUUUUGAUUGGUCUAGUGAAUGCUUAUUAAGAUAACAUUAUAACCCCAUUUUGGGUGUAUCGGCGCUUUCUGCAAGCAAUUCCACGCAUAUGGAACGUACGGGAGGGUAGCCUUACUACUUUAUUCAGAAAAGGGGGGGAGAACUUUUCAUGAUAUUUUCUUCCUAUCUUGUUGGUUCAUCCUUGUUUCUAGCAACCCCUUCACUCUCUGAAGUGCACUUUCUAAACUAUUCAUCUGCGCCAUCAAUUAAUGAUGUUCUUAUCAAUAAACAGAUUUGUUGGCUGAUAAAAUCAUCAAAUUAUCUUUCACACUGAUGGCGGAACUGUCUAAUACCUGUUGUUUGGCAAACCUAUUGUGUAUGAACAGACCACUAUAGAGAUCAAAACUAUCAUUCUCUGUGCUUUCUUUCUGCAAAUGGUUAUCUCAUGUUACUUGUUUCACAUUUUCAA
Erigeron canadensis is the source of this 1170-nucleotide messenger RNA. RefSeq names its product protein RETICULATA-RELATED 6, chloroplastic-like. The record is from RefSeq and is a predicted model, not a curated record. Lineage: Eukaryota; Viridiplantae; Streptophyta; Magnoliopsida; Asterales; Asteraceae. The transcript has 2 exons. Bases 266 to 751 code for a protein of 161 amino acids.